UCAUUCAGCACUAUCAGUCCGUGCCUUGGUCCCAAGCAGAACGGACGCUGGAAAAAUAAAUUGGCCAAGGACUCGGUCAGGACCAAGUAAACCGUCGGAACCGCACAGACCGAUCCAGGGUCCGUUUCGGCCAGCGGAGCCGCUCCGGAUCCAUGGCCUGAUUUCUACCGGCGACGGGUCCGUUGCCGCAGAAGCCUUCGAGAUGCUCCGAGUUUUCUGCAGCUGCACAAUAUCACCGUUACAGAUACCGGCCCGGGGACGCAGCUAUGCUUUUCAGACGGAGAGCCAGGAUGUUACGAUGGCUGGUGUGUGGCCGGCUGGGUCCUGUGUGGAUGUGGAAAGCGCUGCUGCUCUUCGUGGCUAUUGCCUUUGCCAGCCAGCUGCUGGGGGUCAUCUUCAGCAAGAGCAGUGUCCAGCCUCGUUCCAUCUUCUCAUCCCCUGACGCCCAGGGACCCUCCCUUGGCCCCUGCCAGCCCCACACCCACAUCAUGUUCCUCAAGACCCACAAGACGGCCAGCAGCACCGUGCUUAACAUGCUGUACCGCUUUGGGGAGGAGCGUAAUCUCAUGUUUGCCCUGCCUAUGGGUUACCAGCUGGGGUAUCCACUGCCCUUCAACGCUCACAGGGUUAAAGGCUACCGCGGCCCGAGAGUCGCAGACUUCCAUAUCAUGGGCAACCACAUGAGAUUCAACAAACCCGAGGUGGAGAAGGUCAUGCCAGCAGACACGUUCUACUUUUCCAUCGUCAGAGACCCAGUGGCUCUGACUGAAUCAUCCUUUGCCUAUUACAAAGAAGUAGCGCCUGCCUUUCGAAAAGCAAAAAGCUUGGGCGACUUUGCCGAUGACCCCAAGAAAUAUUAUGACCCCCGUCUCCGCAACAACCACUACGCCCGCAACCUGCUGUGGUAUGACUUUGGUAUGGACCACAAUGCUAACUACUCUAUUCCGCUGGCUCAGCAUGGCGAGGACAUGAUCCGUCGUACCUUCAAACUGAUUCUGGUGUCUGAGUACUUUGACCAGUCCAUGAUCCUGCUGAGACACGCCCUUUGCUGGCCGCUGGAUGCCGUCGUGUCAUUUAGCCUCAACGCUCGGCAGCAGAAGCCCAGCAGCAUUGGAGGGCUGAGUGGGAGCUGGGUAAACAAAGCUGCUGCAGCAGCUGGUGUCAGUGUCAGAGCUGGACAUUCCCAAGCCAAGACAGCUCCCAAUCUGUCAUUAACGGAGGAACAGCGGGAGAAGCUCCGGCAAUGGAACGCUUUAGACUGGCACCUAUACAAAGCCUUCAACAGGUCCUUCUGGGAGGAGAUUAACAGGUUCGGUCACACCCUGAUGGAGCAGGAAGUAGCUCUUCUUAGGACGAGGCGGGAAGUUCUGGCCCAGGUUUGUCUCCGGGAUGGCGGGAAACCUGUGGAGUCUCACCGAAUUCGAGACAAAAACAUCCGACCAUUCCAGAGUGGGUUAGUUAAAAUUCUUGGCUACGAGCUCCAACCAGGGUUAGACAACGCCACCAGGACAGCUUGUCUGCGGAUGAUUAGGCCUGAGAUCCAAUACAAAGAUCUGCUGGAUGCAAAACAGUUUCCAAGAGCUACAGUGAUUCACGCUCAGCCAGGACAACAGAACCAGGGACUAAUAGUCGCAGCCGGUGGGUCUUUGUUGAGACAAGACUUGUCCAGGACAGGAGACAGGCUUGUGGGUGGAGAACCUGGAGGAAGGACGGUUGAGGAGGGAGAGAGAGACUGGGAUGGAAGUCGUUUAAUGAGGAGCAACCAGACUUUGACGCAAGGAAAACAUAAAGGAAGGUUGAGAUAGUCUGAGGUGAGUGUACUUCCUAAACAUGGUACCUUUAGUCUUUGAACAAAUGGACAAAGUAAAUACUGAGCCAAGUGCAGUUUACACUUUUCCUUUGCACUUCCACUUUUUGGUCUUUUGGCCUAUUUCCUAAAAGCUGGAUCUGACCUUUGACCUCGAAGGACCUGAUUCGAUGGCUUCAGUAACAAGAUGAACAAGGCUUUUGAAUUCUAUCGUCUGAAAGCAUCGACCGGUCUUUGUCAUGCUGUCCAAAGUGACAGCCGUCACAAGAUCACUUGUUCUGUCCGAUCUUUAUACAUUGAAAGGUUCUGAUUUUUCACGGUGAACUUUCCAGCCAUGGACGUGCUUGAAGUUUUGCAAGUUUGUGCCUGUCAUGCAGCACCUUUUACGUGGUUUUGAGAGUUUAGCAGAACAACACCUGGUGAUCUCUGAACGCGUAUACUGGUAUUUCUAGAGGGAAGAAACUCUAGAUCGAAAACCAUUGCAUCUAAAAAGGAGCCUGUAGGCCAAAGUUUCUCAACAAAAAAAUUGACAGUCAAUAGAAACGUAACGGUUACAAAAAGUGUACAAAAACAUUUAUUGUUCAUCAUACAUUCAUUUGUUGAUGUUACUUUAAAUUGCUAUUUACAUUGUAUAUAAAUUACAGUGUUUUUUCAUCUAUCUGAACUUACUUGUAUUUAAGAAGUGAUAGUUUCAGAGAUCACUGGGUAUCUUUCAGAAAUGUUCUGGCUUGAAGUGAGUAAAACACAAGCUAGGGUUAGAGUGUGUUUACAGCACUACAGUAGUUUCUUUAUUAUCUCUUGCUGAUGGUUUGUAAAGUCAGCAUUUGCUGCUUUUUGUUAGCCAAGAUAAAGAAAUACGAUACAUGGAUCCGUCUUGGAAGCAUUUCUAGCUCAGCCUCAGAGCUGGCCUCUUCUAGAACCACUACCCCGAGCAGCGUCUUUAGCAACGUCUUAGUAAUGUAAAACAGGGAAGCCAAUCUGAGGCCUGUGCUUCCACUCUGAGGCUGCUUAAUGUCACCAUUUUGGCACAUCCCUUCCUUCCACGAUAUUCUAAUGUCAAGGGAACUGACCCACCAUCUGGUACAUGUGUUUUUUUGAAUGCAUGACAGUGUUCUUAGCUCAGUCAGCAGGUACUUGGGAGAUUCCAGAAUGCCUGUAGCAUUACAUCUAAACAAAGCUUCUCUACGUUCUAGCUGAAAUGGUUGGCAUUCCAAAAAUAUUUGAGUGAUGCUCAGGAGUUUACCCAGCCACUAACUUCCAAAUCAAUAGAAAUGGGACUUUUUUGUACAGUUGUGAAAUGACCCGUGAUGGCUGGAAUGUUGUCUCGCGGUCUCGGGCUGGUGAAGCUCGAAGUCCUUCCGCUUUGACAGUUGAAACCCUUCACUCCCAUUAGCUGUGUUAAUCCCAGUGCUGCUUUGUGUGCAUGGUACAGUGCUUGUCCACAGCCUGCUGCUUCCUCAUCACAGUGAGCACAGUACUGUAUGUCGUUAACACGCUGCAUGAAGGUUCACAGUAAACGGGCUCCAGUCACCACUGUUCUAACCAAACGCACACCUCCGUCCGUCAGUCAGGCUCGUAUGAUGGGCACCUUUAGUCGACGGCAAAAGCACGUCUUCUUGGGAACAUGGGUCACUAUGGUGUAGUCACAAGCAGCUCUGCUAGUGCUUUAUGAACCUCUGAGCACACAUCAGCGCUAGAGGUGUGAGGGGAGGCCCAGAUGGCACUGUAAUUAGCAGAGGUUUCACAGUAGUUGGUUCAUCUCUUUGUAGUGGGGACACUAGUUAUGGGUGUGUGCAUUCAAAGAUACUCUGGACAAGAAUUAAGUCAAUUUCAGUAAAGGUCACUCUGUUUUUCACAUGAUGGGAACUAGGUCCUUAUUAUGGGCUGGUUCGUGUUUAAGUGUAUGUGUGUAGGUUCCCUCGGAAGUUGCUUCUAUGAAACAUUACACAGACCGUUUAAUAAAGUGUCUUGAUGAGUAGCCAUUCUCUUGUUAGCUUGUGUUGGUGCUGUGAAAGAAAAGCAGACGACGCACAGGAAAUUUGUGUUGACACCAGACAUGAGUGCGUCUGACUCUCAAAGCGAGACAUCUGUGAGUUGUGGUUUUUCUCCACUCACAUUUUAGCACAGCUCAGUCCUUCCUGUGGCAUCAAAUCAUGUGACGUUUAAAUAGAACCAGUAUUAUGCUGACUGUUUAAAAACACCAGAAUUAAAUCCUGAGGCAUCCAGCCGACUGUCUAGGCAGGUUCCCAUGAUGAAGACGUUGAUUCCACUCAUUGUCUUUGCCCUGUUGUAUUUUGAUUGUACUUUGUCCUGACCUACAGUUGGUUCAACAAAGUCCCAUCUGAACUGUACAUCCACCGAGUAUCAGCACAGGCUGUCUAGUACCCUGAUCCAUGUCUGGGCGGAUUCCCCGUGGACAUCUGCCAACUGAUCAGGAACACGCCCAGAUAGUCAGGAAUGCACACACCUUCAGCUUCAGUGUGAAUUGGAGCAUUGCCUAAAAUAAAAUGGUAAUUUAGUGUUCCCGGAACAGUUACUUCCCGAAUAACUUGUUUAUCAAACAAGAUAAUUUACUGAAAAUGUUCCCUUUAAUAUUUCAGCAGAGUUCAAAAGAAAUUUGACAAACUGCUCGUCUGUUAAGCAGCCGUGAACCGUGGCUGUUGAGAUAAAGCUCUCAUUUACAGACGCUCUUAACCUGCCAAACUGCCAAAGCACGGCAUCUUCACACGCAUGUAUGGAAUGCAGGUCUGGGAACGAGCUCGGAGUGUACUGGAGCCUCGAUUGUGUUUGCCUCAAAGAUUUUACAUGAAGCAUCUGACCCAGAACAGACCCAAACAAAAAGUUCCGCCGCCGAACAGUGGGCUGCAUUCAGCAAACAGUCCAGCGUUAGCGGUGUCUCCUUACAGCUCUGGGCCUUCUGGGGGGAUCGGGUGCUCUGCAUUGUGCUUGAUUGGCUACCGCCUCUGUUCCAUCUAGUGAAAAGAUGGUUGCCGGUCAGUUUUCCAAGCCCUAGCCAUUCGGGUCGAUGCUGUAACGCGGUUUUCACCUAAAUUGCUUUUAAUAUUUCAGUCAUGCACUGUAAAUUUUGAAACAGUCUAAAGUAGUUUGAAAGACUGAUCUCAACAUUAGUAUUGGGUCAUUGGAACCUCCUUGACUAAUAGGCCUGUGGAUUGUUGGUGGAUUGGAUCAAACCAACCUACAGACGGUGUCUUUUUACAGUCAGCCAAUUCCUUGACUCACGUCACAGUGCAGUGGGUGCUUUAAAAAAAACACACACAGACUACACAGUUGAUCUAUAAACAGCUCCACAGACUAAUGAGGGCAACUUACUUUCACCGUGUUGGAGGUCAAAUGCGGGACCUUAAACGUCUUAUAUUAUAAACAAACGGAAUAGUCCAGACUCAGUUUAGUCAUUAUUGAUGCUGCAGAUAACUGCAAGCUACACUGCUGUGUUUGUCCUGCUCGAUGCCUCGUUUUCAGUUGACAGGAUGAUGUUGGUGUCAGCUGCGUCUCUCCCUCUCAGCAUGUCUGCCCCACACACUGCAAAUACAGCACGACAGAAAAACUAACAAGCUGGCAGAUCAGUGGGCACACUGAGCAUGCUCAGUAGCUUUUGCCUCAUAGUCGGUGAAAGUGAUGGUCCUUAUUUGACUGUGGAGUUGUUUACAGAUAAACUGCAGUGUCUGUAUCUCACACAGUGGAGGAACAUGUCAGUCUCGCUGAUGUCUCAAAAUACAGCAUAACAGCAGGAGAUGUGUGGCUAGAAGCUAGGUCUGGCUCUUGAUUAAAAGACACUACUGUAUUUCAUUUUUAUUUGAUUGUUUUGAUGUGGUUGAAAUGUUUCUUUAUCGGCUUCCAGGAAGUGGUCAGCCCAGGGAGCUGGACACUGACUAGUAAUGACUGGACACAAAAGAAAGGAUGUGCCUAUUAUAGUAUGAUAAAAGCUGUUAAUUAAGGCAACCUUUGCCGCUCUAGAUUCAAAAAGUACUGAAUGGCCUACUUAAGACUGUGUGGCGUGGUAGAGGAAUAGUUUAUCACACUGAACAGAAAUAUGAUUGUACAUGUGAUGUCAUGAUCUUGAUUUCAUCCAUUGUUGCUCCACCAGCUUCCUCUGAGCCAAAGUAUCAGAGUUAAAACAUCUGACCUACAUGUAUCAAAGUGAUAGAAAUAUUAAACAAAUCCUGUGCUUGAUUUUCAUGCCUGUCUUCCUGACAUACUGUUAAACCUACAAACAUACAAAUACUGGUUUUGUUCUUCCGAGGAAGUGUGGUUUUAAUUAUUUGACUGAUACAGUACUGUGACUUAUUACUAGUCUGAACGUUUCCAUGUGUUCUAUGUUAAAUAUAGUGUGAUACAUAAUGUGUAAUGUAUUAUGUAUGCUGGGCGUUCUGGAAGUUCUGGUAUGAUCCAUUUCUUUCAUUAAGUCAUUUGGAAAAGCUGCCAUUUCUGUUCCUGGCACAAAGUAUUGCUACAGAUUUCACUGAAGUGGAGGGGAUUCAGAAGGAAACAGUGUACCUUGACUUGGAUCUGACUUUAAAAACGUUUCCGUCAAUAAUUUGCAACAGCUCAUGAGCUUUGUGUGCAUCUAUUGGGUUGUUAUUUUCUUGUAUGGAAUAAACGCAACUUGUCUUUAACAUCA
Molecule: messenger RNA, 6446 nt
Organism: Betta splendens (Siamese fighting fish)
Lineage: Eukaryota; Metazoa; Chordata; Actinopteri; Anabantiformes; Osphronemidae
Gene: gal3st4
Product: galactose-3-O-sulfotransferase 4
Exons: 4
Coding region: 267-1805 (512 amino acids)
Biological process (GO): glycolipid biosynthetic process
Cellular component (GO): membrane
Molecular function (GO): galactosylceramide sulfotransferase activity
Source: RefSeq, a predicted model, not a curated record